Acanthosepion pharaonis is the source of this 972-nucleotide messenger RNA. NCBI's taxonomy places the organism in Eukaryota, Metazoa, Mollusca, Cephalopoda, Sepiida, Sepiidae. The record is from the annotation of a GenBank genome assembly.
AUGAUUAAAGCGAAACAAUCCGGAAAGAAAAUAAGGCCAGAUUUGGAUGAUGAGGAACACUUAAUCUGUUCACAUCUAUCUAUCUAUCUAUCUAUCUAUCUAUCUAUCUAUGUCGGUCUGUUCAUAUCUAUCUAUCUAUCUAUGGACAGUUCUCUCUCUUUUUGUCUCUCUCUCACUCUAUCUAUCUAUCUAUCUAUCUAUCUAUCUAUCUAUCUAUGGAGAUUUCUCUCUCACUUUAUUUAUCUAUCUAUCUAUUGUGAUAUAUCUGUCUUAUCCUAUUCAUAUCUAUUCAAAUCUAUCUAUCUAUCUAUUUGUUCAUUAUCUAUCUAUCUAUCUAUCUAUCUAUCUAUCUAUCUAUCUAUCUAUCUAUGUCAUUUAAUGUUUCUGUUCUCAUUCCUUCCAUCUUUGUACCAAUUUUCUCUACUUCUUUUCUCUAUCGCCUCAAAGACUGAUUCAUUUUGUUUUCCCUUUCUUCCCUGCUUCUUUUCCCAUUCUUUGAAACUUCUUUGCCAUAGAGUUUCAACUUGCAUCAUUAAUAUCUAUCUAUCUAUCUAUCUAUCUAUCUAUCUAUCUAUCUAUAUAUCUAUCUAUCUAUCAUAUGUAUUGUGUUUAUUUCCACCUGGAGGAACCUAUUUACUUCUACCAGCGUCCCAAUAUUCUUCUUCUUCUUCUUCUUCUUCUUCUUCUUCUUCUUCUUCUUCUUCUUCUUCAGUCUCUUUUUCAAAUUUCUCUCUUUAUGUUUUUCUUCCUUUUUUUCCUUUUUAUUUUCAAUGCUUCUUUUCUUUUUCUUUUUUUUCUUUUUUCCUUCCAUUUUCUUUCAGUUCUGCCGUUUCAUUUCUUGAUUCCACUUCUCUUGCUUUUACCUUCACAUUUUUUUUAUCGUUUCUUCCUUUUUUUUCUCUUAUUUCAUUUACUUUCUCCUUCCCGUUCUGCUUUUUUCAGUUUCUACUUCAUUCUAUUUUCUUGGGUUAA